AUGGCUACAGCAUAUACAAUUAGGCGAUUAGCAAGAAAAAUCGAUCGUUGGUGGAUUCAUCAAUUUCAAAAUCCAGGAGAGAUCUUACCAUUGACCAUGUCUCACAUGGGAUGGGCGCUUGACCCCAUAGCCCAGAUGAUUUUACCCGUUAUAGAAAAUGAGGGAUCCCAACUGCUACCCAAAGAAGAGCGUGAACCUGUUACAGAACAAGAAAACCAAUCACAGCAAGAACAACAACCCAACGACGAUACUACUACUACUACUACUACAGCUCCAAAGGAACAAGAACAACAACAGCAGUCCAUAGCACAAGGACCUACUCAAGAAACUAACAAGCGUCGUAAAAGAAAACGAAACCGAAAAAGAAAAAUGGCAGGCGAUCGAGUCAAUCAACAAGAGGAUUAUUCAUCCUAUCAACGUGCUGGUGGUGGUGAUGAUGAUCGAUAUUACAAAAAGAAGUCCUCAAAGUAUUACAACAAUGGCGAAAAAAGAAAAAGUAGCAGGCGUCGUUAUCGUGAAAUGCAAGAUCAAGACUACCCAGACUCUUACAAUGGUGGUGGUAGCAGUAGCGGAAGAAGAGGCAAGGCUAGAGACCACCAUGAUGAUACAAGCAACUCGAUCGUAUCCACUGAUGGUGUUGGAGGUGGAUCAUCUGAUGCAACUAGUAGCACCAAGCGUUCGUCUCGUAGUGGUGGAAAGCGUUCAACAAGCGAUCGUCAUCGCACAUACGAACAAAGCAAUGAUCCUUUGAAUGAUAACAGAGAAGGAGAACCUUAUCGUAUCGACAACUUAUCAAGCGAUCGAGUUGAUGAUGCUGAGCAAGAUGUGGAUAUCCCUGACCAAGGUUUUGCUCCUCCUCCACCUCGUAUCAGCAAUGAAAAGAAUACCACAUUGCCUGAAAAGUUUCUAUCAAGCCCUACCAUGGAACAACUUGGAUUGGAUGAAGAAGACACCCGCAAAUUCAUGCAAGCCUUCAAGGCCUAUAACAAAUUAAUGGCCAAGGAACAUAUGAAGCAAACGAAUGGUGAUGACCAGGACGCACUUUUACCACCCAUGGAUGAUGAGAAGUAUGACCCACAGCAAGAAGAAGAACAACCAUCCAAGGAGGAGGAUGAUCCAUCACUACCACAACAACAAUCUGAUGAUGGCUCCCACAAGCUGAUUGAGAAUAAUGUCAAAUAUGAUCAAAAGCCGUCCAAGCCAACCUUAAAGGACCUCGUGGGCAAAAAAGUGGACAAGGAAGGCAACGUUGUGGAUGAUGAAGGCAAGGUGCUUGGCAAGGUUUCCAGAGACAUGUCCUAUCUCGACGGCAAAACGGUGAAUGAAAAUGGCGAUAUUGUUGAUCCUUCUGGUAAUGUUUAUGGCAAGGCAGAACCCGUCGAUCCACCACCUGCAUCAACAGCCAACAACAAAAAGAGUGGUUCAUCACUUGCUGUGCGUAACGGUGAUGAAGACGUGAUCGUCAAUGUGGAUGCUCAUAAAGGUGGUAUCUCUUUUUCAAUCCAUAUUCCUCGUGCAAAGUAA
Messenger RNA from Lichtheimia ornata, 1524 nucleotides. RefSeq lists its product as uncharacterized. NCBI's taxonomy places the organism in Eukaryota, Fungi, Mucoromycota, Mucoromycetes, Mucorales, Lichtheimiaceae. The record is from RefSeq and is a predicted model, not a curated record. The transcript has 3 exons. Bases 1 to 1524 code for a protein of 507 amino acids.